AUGGAGCUUCCGAAACUUCGACAAGAAAUUGAUAACAUAGACACAAAACUCGUAAAUUUGCUUAAUGAACGUGCUCGAGUUUCUUUGAAUAUCGGCAAGGCCAAAAAAGAGGCUAACAAUGUUUCGGAAGACGAGGAAAAGGAAACUCACGUAUAUAUCCCAGGACGCGAGAAGCAAGUUUUUGAAAAGCUUCAGCGAUUGAAUUACGGUCCUCUCACAUCUGAUUCCUUAUGUGCAAUCUAUCGAGAAAUUAUGUCCGCGUCAAUUUCCUUACAAAAAGAAGUAUCGAUAAGUUAUUACGGACCUGAGGGAACCAAUACCCAUCAGGCAGCACGCGAAAAGUUUGGCGAGAGUGUCCAUUAUGUGCCUCAAUUAAACAUAUCUGAUGUGUUCGAUGCGGUUGAACACGGUCGUUCCACGUAUGGCAUAGUACCUUUCGAGAACUCUACAUUCGGAUCUGUAGUAGAAACCUUAGAUUGCUUUAUUUCCUCUAAAGUUCAAAUUAGAGCAGAGACUUAUUUGCAGAUUUCGACUUUAAAACGUGUCUACAGUCAUCCACAGGCAUUUGGACAAUGCCAAAAAUGGCUUGACGUCAAUCUAAAAACUGUUGAACGUGUGGAAGCUGGAUCUACUAGUCAAGCAGCACGAUGUGCGGCAACAGAGCCAAAUGCAGCAGCAAUUGCCAAUAUAAGUUGUGCUCAACUCUACGAAUUGGAUAUCUUGGAACGCAACAUUGAAGACAGUCAAUAUAACGUAACCCGUUUCUUUGUAAUUGGCACAUCUUCAGAUGCGCCAACUCACGAUGACAAGACUUUUAUUCAAUUCACAUUGGAUCAUAGACAGCCUGGAGCGCUCUGUGAUGCUCUUAAAGUUUUCAAAGAUUAUCACAUCAAUCUUACAAAAAUUGAUUCUCGUCCUUCCUUGGUACGUCCUUGGCACUAUGUUUUUUUCAUUGAAUUCAACGGUCAUAAAGAUCAAGAGGACGUCAAGAAAGCUUUGAACGAAUUAGAUCAGUAUUGUCUUAAUGUGGUGGUUUUGGGAAGUUAUCCAAACCAAAAACCGGAAAAUUUAAAUUAA
Ambispora leptoticha is the source of this 1077-nucleotide messenger RNA. The record is from the annotation of a GenBank genome assembly. NCBI's taxonomy places the organism in Eukaryota, Fungi, Glomeromycota, Glomeromycetes, Archaeosporales, Ambisporaceae.